AUGUCGAAACAGUUAACCUUGUUUGGGAAAAGGGCUAGCGUGGAAGCCUACUUCAAAGAUCCAAAAAAUGAUUACGAACGCUUUGUUAAUAGAAAGUGGGAAGAAACGCAUGAAAAGUUUGGUAGGAAACAUGAUUUCCUUCAAGCAGUGUUAAAGGACUGGGAUAGCGUUAAAAAUGAUCCUAGUGCAGUAAAGAAAUAUUUGGAACAUCGCCCGCCUCCGUCUAAAAGUAUUGCACGUUCUAGUUUUGUAAACCUGAUUUCCAAAUCCCCUGUCUCAACAGUUUUGGCCAAGAAUGUCCGCACUCAAUCUACUAGCCCUCCUUUGCAAUCAACUUGCACGUUUCCUUGUCAGUCAACCAUUGCUAACGUCCCAAAUGAUCUAUCUGGUCGUGCUCAAUAUCUUGAAUCACAUGAACAUGAGUUAAUCAAGACGUUUAUGGUAGAAAUAGGUUCCAAUCAACAGGACUCAUUUUUCACUGACGAUAUUCUUAAUGAUGAAUCUCUUUUAAAAACACUUGCGUCUUUGUCCUAUUCUUGGAAUACCUUUUCUCCGUUGAAAAAAACGUACAUGGCUUUUUCACUAAGAGUUAGAGAAACAAAUUUAAAAAUUAGAUUGGAAGAAAUAGAUUCCGUAUGCAGUGAAUUGGUGGGUCUACUGAAACAAUGUACCAAGCUAAAAACAUUGCACACAAUGACAGCAUCUCUGAUUAGCCAAACUUACCUUACGAAACUGGAAGUAAUCAAGAAUAUCGUCUUUAAAGUUGGGCAGUUGAAUAUGAAAGUCGCUGAUAAAAACAUUUUAAGUGAUCUUCGCCGUCGCAUCAAACAGCAAGAUGGAAGCAAGUUAAGUCUCACCAGUCGCAAACCAGAUGAGUUACACGCAUGUUUUUGUUAUAAUAAUACAAAUUUGACGUGGGAAGAAGCGUUUGACAACAUUAUCAUAAUGGAAAAUUCUGGAAUAACUCAGGACCCAUUAUCAACUGACCAGUUAAGAGCUAUUGCGAGCAUAACAUCUGAAAAUAUUGUGACGAUGCCUGAAGAAACUGGCUGCGUUAUGACAAACGAUGCACUCCAUCAGAUCUUAAAACUUAUGCCCGUAAUGCUUUUGCAAACUAAAACUGGUGCAAUAUUUCUAAAUCUUCACGAGUUUGUCUACACGCCCGGUGCGAUUGAGGCUCUGUUGCUCUGUAGUGACAUCCAUGACGAUAUGGAUAGUGAUUCUGAACUUCACGACCAUUCGGACUUGAGUGAGACAUGUACUCGUCCAACAACCGGCGACCAAAGUGCGAAAACAACUCCUGGUCAACCUUCCAUUUGUUCAAAAUUUCCGGACUUGGUGAAUAUUGCUGCAGAUUUUGUAAAACAGCAUGGGUUUGCUGCCCAAAGUCGCCGUCGCACAGGAACUGGGAGUAGUUCUGGUGUUUCGGUGGCACAAAUUCGUGAACAUCUUUUAGACAAAGUCCCGGGAUUGAGAGAGCAUGGCAUAUCGACUUCAACAACUAGAAGAUUGUUUCAUGCGCCCGACAAAGGCAACGUAGCUAGCCAUAGAUACAAGGCCUUGAUUGACGCGCGAGUUGGCUGUAAGAAAAACAGCUAUCGCGAGUACCAUCCGGACAGUCACUAUUUGUUCGCCCGAAACAAGCAACGCCGAGAAUUCUGCACAAUGCUCGAUGCCGAUUCUUGCAUACUAAGUAUGGAUGACAUGGCCAAGAUAAAAGUUGGUGCUCCUGCUGUUUCAAGGUACCAUCAGAUCCGCCGAAUCUUCCAUUCAUCUGAUAUGCCAAACCUCAACGACCAUGACUUCCCCGUUCCAAAUUACCUUUUGUCUGUGUCUGGGUACAUGUUUCUGGAGGGAGCUUCAGCCGAAGAUGAUACCAACUCUUUCUCCGAGACUGCCUAUGAUACCACACGGAAUUCGAACGAAAACAUUGAAGAAGUGAAAUUGGGCGAGGUUGCUGAUAAUCUGUGGUCUGUUUUGAUAGAACAAUGCAAAACACAAUUAAACGUAAACGUAAGUGAAGAAGAUCUUAAAGAUGUUAUAGCAAACGAAUUAACAGAAAACGGGAAUAUUUAUCGUUCUAAAGUAGAUAUUAAUAACCUCGCAGAUCUAUUCAAGAAUUUGUCGUCCGCGAAUAAUCUUGAUGUUGUAACCGAGGCUAUAAGUUCACAAUUCCAAUGUGACAUUAUUAGAUUUAAAUCUAAUGGGGCCAAAGAAGUUUUGAAAGGAAGACUUGAUUCAAGUAGCAAACAGUCGCCAUUGUACUACGGAUUUAAGGAGACUGACGGUCGUUUUUAUCAUGUGCGUUUUCCUGAAGAAAGCAUCGAUACGUACAAACCAAGUGUCACUAAUUUGGCGAGUAAGAACUUGAAACAUGAUGGACUUGGUCGUCUACAUCUUGACACACCAUACUCAGGUCCAACUCAUCUAAAGAUUCGAUCGCACAAAUACAACUCUACCACUGCGGCAACCCAUGUGACCGACCUUUAUAACAUUCUCAAACCAUGUGAAGAUGAAAAGUCCAUCUUUAUGUUCCUGGCAGAUGGAGGACCCGAUUUCAACUCUUCACAUAUAGCUAACUCAUUAUUCUACUACCGACUUUUCAAAAAACUGGAUGCAGAUAUAUUGGAUGUUAUGACAUACGCUGCCCGUUACUCUGCUUUUAACGCGAUCGAACAUUGUUGGUCUCUUGCAAGUAAUCAUCUUGCCGGUGUAGUUUUUUCCCCGCUUGUGGAUGAAGAUACCGCCGCCCCUGCAUUACAAAGUGGUUUAGACGAAGAAGUCCGUAAACAAAAAGAAAAAGUUAUCUUUGAUCGAGCAAUGAAUGCAAUGGCUAGUCAGCACUGGUAUAAUCUCACCUUUGAUGAUUUUCCAGUUAACGUUCAACCAGUUAUGGUAGAUGAAGACAAUUUACUUUAUGAUGACUAUGACCGAGUCCGGGCGUGCCUUAAGUGCCCUUUGAGGUCUCUUCACGAGUACAGUAAUAUUGUUAAUGAAAUGAAAGGAAUGCUACGUCACAUAGAUCGCCACUUGAAUGAAAUAAUAUUUAUUAAAUGCAGUGACAAAUCCUGCUGUGGUGAAUUUCGAUCUCAAGCAGCCAAAGAUUUCUUGGGAGAGGCAAUGAGGCUUCCAUCCCCAUCACAAAGUUCUGUGUACAAGGGUCGUUACAACACAUUCCUCCAGGAAACCAUGAAUACGAGUAAGCGCUUCGGUGAUACAGGACAACCAAAUGCGGAAAAAAAGGCACUUGGAAGUUGUCCAAUUUGUCCAUCUUUUUCUUUUAAAUCGAAGACUGAGAAGGAUAGACAUCACAGCAUGUUUCAUCGCCGCCAGAAGUUACGGUCCAAAGAGGUUCAACGUAUCUACUGCUCAUUUGAAGGAUGUGGAAAAAGUUUUGGUUCACAGCCGUCCCUUAGCCGGCAUCAAACUAAAGUAAAUCAUCGAGCAAGAGACAAGCCUAAAGCAACCAACAAGUCCAGGAUCUCUAAACCUGGGAAAGCAAGCCAGUCAUCUAUAUCAGACAUGUUGAGACAGCUCAAGAGCAAGGAGUUGCAGGAAGGAAAGGAAGGUGACAAGCCAUGCGCAUUGGCGGAAUGUGAUGUUGCGUCGCUGGUUGGGAAUCGAUUUCGAUGGAUACAGUGCGACGAAUGUGAUGAGUGGUACCACGACCACUGCGUUGAGUUACAGCAUCACAUGGACGAUGCGUUAGCUGAGUUGACAUUUGUUUGCAAACAAUGUGAAUCCAUGGAUCAAGACAUGCAAAAAAUGACUGCUUUAAUAUUUGUACAUCGUCAAGUUUGA
Paramuricea clavata is the source of this 3801-nucleotide messenger RNA. The record is from the annotation of a GenBank genome assembly. Lineage: Eukaryota; Metazoa; Cnidaria; Anthozoa; Malacalcyonacea; Plexauridae.